Molecule: messenger RNA, 1181 nt
Organism: Coniophora puteana RWD-64-598 SS2
Lineage: Eukaryota; Fungi; Basidiomycota; Agaricomycetes; Boletales; Coniophoraceae
Product: mitochondrial carrier protein
Exons: 6
Coding region: 69-968 (299 amino acids)
Cellular component (GO): mitochondrion
Molecular function (GO): guanine nucleotide transmembrane transporter activity
Source: RefSeq, a predicted model, not a curated record
GGUUCAAAAACCCGCAGUCACUCAGGACUUUCCUCCCUCUUUCUUUCCUUCCACCUCGCUAGCUCACCAUGUCUCCCCCGCCCUCAGGAAAGUCGCGAGAGUCGGGCACGGCCCGUGUCCUCGGCUCUGGCACCUCAGGCAUCGCCGAGCUCCUCAUCUUCCACCCCGUCGACACCGUCGCGAAGCGUCUCAUGUCCAACAAGGCCAAGGUCUCCCUCUCCACCCUCUCCCCCAUCAUCUUCCGCGACCAAGCCAGCGCCGCCCUCGGCCGCAAGGUCAUGUCGCUCUUCCCGGGUCUGGGCUACGCAGCGGGGUACAAGGUCGCGCAGCGCAUCUACAAGUUCGGCGGCCAGCCGUGGUUCAACGAGCUCCUCGUGCGCAACUACAAGGACGAGUUCUCGCGCGCGUUCGGCGAGCGCAAGGGCAAGAUGAUCAUGCAGGCCACCGCCGGCUCCCUAACCGGAAUCGGCGAAGUCGUCCUCCUCCCCCUCGACGCCCUCAAAAUCAAACGCCAAGUCAACCCAGAAGCCUUCAGGGGCCGCGGCGUCCUCCGCAUCUUCGCCGAAGAAGGCACAACGCUCUACCGCGGCUGGGGCUGGACCGUCGCGCGCAACGCCCCCGGCUCCUUUGCCUUGUUCGGCGCCUCCGCGUUCACCAAGGACGUCGUCCUCGGCGUCGAGGACUACAGCAAGGCGACGUGGAGCCAGAACUUCGUCGCGAGCAUCGCGGGUGCGGUGGCGAGUAUCACGGUCGCGGCGCCGCUUGAUACGGUGAAGACGAGGAUUCAGAAUGCGAAUUUUGAGCGCAAGGUCAGCGGGAUGACGGUGAUCAAGGAUCUGGUCAAGAAUGAGGGGAUGGGCGCGUUUUUCAAGGGUUUGACGCCCAAGAUUCUCGUCGUCGGCCCCAAGCUCAUCUUCAGCUACACCCUCGCGCAGUCGCUCAUCCCCAUGUUCGGCAAAUACGUCUAAGCCGAACGCCUCUCCCUCAUCUCUAAGUACCUCGACCAUGCUCGUGGAAUCUGACGAUGACAUGACUUUAUCGAGCGGAACUGCUCCUUCUCUACUGGGUUCGCGGGGUUACUCACUCACUUCACAUAGAAACCAUACCUCUACGACACUAUUAUAACGCCUUCUUACACCCCUUACAUACCUAGACGUAUUACGCUGCACGCCCAACUCAAU